UAACAACAUUACAACAAAGCCUGCCAAAGUGCAUUUGCAGGUCCUUUCCAUGAUUUCUUCGAGACUGCUUCGUUUUCCCAAGAUCUUGCGACUUGAUUCUUUCCUUGCUGAACAGCUGCAGUAUGGAAGACAGCGCGGACAGGCAAAAGGGCACCACCAUUGCUUUCAACUACGAUGCAGACAAGCGCAGUCGACGCCGGCGAUCUAGGACCCCCAACAAGGAAGCCGGGGAAGAGAAGCGCAGACAGCAGCGGGAGAAGCGAAAGGCGCUUUUCGCAGCUCCCGUGAUUGAAUCCAAGACAGCACCGGUGGAGGAGUCGGAUGAUGAGCCGACCGAGCCGAUGGUCUCGGAGCGCCCAGAGAAAGCGUGGGAAAAGGCUGCCUGGGAAGAAAGCUCUUUCGAGAGCUCGUCUGAGAAAGCGAAGUUCCUGAGACUCAUGGGGGGAGCCAAGGCGCAGACACCAAUUUUGGUGCAUUCUUUACACGUGCCAUACAGGCCAUACAUCAUACAUCCGAUCUAGGAGUCCAGGAGAGUGCACAUCCAUGGUUCUAAUGUAUUCUAAUCUGAUUUCGACUGCAACAUCUUUUCCGUUGUAUGAGCUUGUCUCACUUAUAGAUGGCUGAGUCACAGGGCUUUAAAGAAACCUGGGAGAGAAACUUGGUUCCGACCCCUUUCCGCCCUUUCAUUUCAACGCGAUUCUUUGAUGCUCUCGAGGAGAAGAGCUCCGAGCCAACGUCCAACAGAACGCCAUCUGCACUGGGCCCUUCCUCCCAGGAGCUGGAGCGGCAAUAUUGGCAGGGCAUGCAGAAGCAGCUCUACUCACGCCAGCGUGGUUUGGGGUGAGAAGGUUUGCAGAUUGGCCGAUGGCUCCCCGCUCGUCUUCAAUUUCCUGGAACAACAUGACCAUGAACAGUUUGUGUACUGGCACUAGCCACCAGCUUAGACAGUCCACCAAUACUUCUCUUUCUGGCAUAGGCAGCAUGGCUUUUGCCCAGUGCAACAUUUGCAUGGAUGCUUCUCGGCCAAAGCUGCCGAUGGAAGAUGCCGU
This is a messenger RNA of Durusdinium trenchii, 1049 nucleotides long. NCBI's taxonomy places the organism in Eukaryota, Dinophyceae, Suessiales, Symbiodiniaceae. The record is from the annotation of a GenBank genome assembly.